UUGUCUAUUAACUUGUUCAAAAACUAUCUGGAGUUGUCAAGGCUCGGGCGGACAGAGGCGAAAAAGUGCAGUUUGUUGAUGCUUUUCCGAGGAAGAGGAAGAAGUUUUGUGGACACAACAGCAGGGACCCAUUGGGGAGAAGGCUUCUCUGUCACGCACACUCUCACACACACACUCUGACACGCAGGAGAGGGAGAGAAGGGAGCGUGUGUGGAGACGCGGCUUGAUGCGUGUUUUUGUGCAGAGAAAAGUUGCAGAGCCCCGACAGGUAACUUCCAGCCGCUCCUCGUCUGUCCGCCUCUUUCUGGAGUUUGCUUCUGGUUUUCUUGGGAUCGGAAGCGCCAACUGAAAGCUGUUCGUGAUGUAUAACAUGAUGGAGACUGAACUGAAGCCCCAAGCUCCCCAGACCAACACGGGGGGCACGGGCAAUACGAACAACUCCGGCAACGGCGCCAACCAGAAAAACAGUCCGGAGCGGGUCAAGAGACCCAUGAACGCGUUCAUGGUGUGGUCCCGGGGCCAGAGGAGGAAGAUGGCGCAAGAAAACCCCAAAAUGCACAACUCAGAGAUCAGCAAGAGGCUGGGGGCUGAGUGGAAACUUCUGUCGGAGAGUGAGAAGAGACCUUUCAUCGAUGAAGCCAAGAGGCUGAGGGCCCUGCACAUGAAGGAGCAUCCGGAUUACAAAUACCGGCCCCGGCGGAAAACCAAGACCCUCAUGAAGAAGGACAAGUACACCCUGCCCGGCGGGCUGCUGGCUCCUGGGGGCAACGGGAUGGGGACUGGUGUCGGUGUCGGUGUGGGGGCCGGACUGGGCGGUGGGGUGAACCAGAGGAUGGACAGCUACGCGGCGCACAUGAACGGCUGGACCAACGGGGGCUACGGGAUGAUGCAGGAGCAGCUGAGCUACCAGCACCCGGGUCUGAACGCGCACAACCCGAGCCAGAUGCAGUCCAUGCACCGCUACGACAUGAGCGCGCUGCAGUAUAACUCCAUGACCAGCUCCCAGACCUACAUGAACGGCUCCCCGACCUACUCCAUGUCCUACUCCCAGCAGAGCACGCCGGGGAUGACCGCCCUGGGCUCCAUGGGGCCCUCCUCGGUGGUGAAGUCGGAGUCCAGCAGCUCCAGCCCGCCCGUCGUGACCUCCUCGUCCCACCGGGCCGCCCCCGGCUGCCAAAGCGGGGAUCUGAGGGACAUGAUCAGCAUGUACCUGCCCGGGGCCGAGGUGAGCGACCAGAGCGGCCAGACCAGGCUACACAUGUCCGGGCACUACCAGAGCACCGUGCCCGGGACGACGAUCAACGGCACGCUGCCCUUAACGCACAUGUAGAGACUCCGCGCGGCACGAGGGGAGAAAAGAAACUUUUAUAAGAGAAACUGGACUUCUUAACGUUGGACUAUUUUUGUACAGAAAAAAAAAUUGGGGUGGGAAAAGUUGUAUAGAAGUCUCCAGGAAAAAAAAAAAAAAGGACACCGCUCUUUUUUUUUUUUUUUAAUUUUAUUUUAAUUUCUUUCGUUUAUUCUAAGGAAGCUCGAGGAACGAGGGGAGAGCCUCCUCCUCUGGGGGGAAGAAGUUUGGAAAUUUAGAAAGUGGGAGUCGCAAUCAGAUGUUUUAUUAUUGCAAUCACCUUUUGUACAGUAUUUAUCAAGGAAACCUAACAAUCAGAUGAAAUUGUUAAACUGCAAGAGGUUUUUCUUUUCGUUUUUAUAUAAAGUGACACCAGUCCUGCAGAAAAAAAUAAAGAUACAUGAGCAGAAUUUUUAUGCUCUUAUUACUGCAAACAUUGGAAUAAAAAGGGACAUAAGAAGCAGGUAAUACUUGUUUUCAUUUUUUUUUAUUUUAUUGCAUUAAAAUUACUAAACAUUUUUAAUUUUAUUUCCUAAAAUAAAAGCAAGACACUUUUUAUUUUGUCAUAAAAUUUAGGUUGUUAAUUUAUAUUUCCGUCUCCCACUCUUCAUCUGAUAGAGAUAUGACGCUUGUGCUUUUUAUUUUGAAUUGAUUUGUACAAUUUCUGUAUAUUUACUGUGGCAUUUUAAGUUUUUAUUUCAAAACUCAUUCCUGUAGUUGUAUUUUAAAAACCGUGGCCUGUACGCAGAAGCCAACCACUCCAUGUAAAUACUCCGAGACUAAUACCAUCCUUAUAACAGUUACAGUUUCAGCUGAGUAUAUUUUUUUUCAAUAUGCAGUU
Molecule: messenger RNA, 2189 nt
Organism: Nematolebias whitei (Rio pearlfish)
Lineage: Eukaryota; Metazoa; Chordata; Actinopteri; Cyprinodontiformes; Rivulidae
Gene: sox2
Product: SRY-box transcription factor 2
Exons: 1
Coding region: 362-1330 (322 amino acids)
Biological process (GO): cell differentiation; regulation of DNA-templated transcription; anatomical structure morphogenesis
Molecular function (GO): RNA polymerase II cis-regulatory region sequence-specific DNA binding; DNA-binding transcription factor activity, RNA polymerase II-specific
Source: RefSeq, a predicted model, not a curated record